Exophiala dermatitidis NIH/UT8656 is the source of this 1410-nucleotide messenger RNA. Its product is annotated as 2-dehydropantoate 2-reductase. NCBI's taxonomy places the organism in Eukaryota, Fungi, Ascomycota, Eurotiomycetes, Chaetothyriales, Herpotrichiellaceae. The transcript has a single exon. Gene Ontology annotation, molecular function: 2-dehydropantoate 2-reductase activity; NADP binding. Gene Ontology annotation, cellular component: cytoplasm; mitochondrion. The record is from RefSeq and is a predicted model, not a curated record. Gene Ontology annotation, biological process: pantothenate biosynthetic process. Bases 1 to 1410 code for a protein of 469 amino acids.
AUGGCUCCCGAAUCCGAGUCUCAGUCUAACGAACAACCGGCCUCGUUCGAUGCCAAACCUCUAAACAAUGACGACUUAUCAUUCCAGGAGACAGAGCAUCUGCCUAGUCGUCGCAUCCACAUCCUUGGAUUGGGCAGUAUAGGGACGCUUGUGGCACAUUCCCUACGAUGUCUGCCCAAUCCACCUCCGGUUACGUUGAUGAUCCACAAACACCAACAGUACGAGGAGUUCAAAAGGAAUGGAAGGGUGAUAGCUCUAAUAAAUAAGGAAAACGAGAUCAAUGACGAGCAGCGAGGCUACGAUGUCGACUUGUUUGAAGGCCUGACUGCUGACGGGACGGAGAAAUGGCGAUUCAUACCUGACCAGGAAUGGGGCAAAAGCCCAUCUAAUCCGGUCGAGCCGGGGGCGAGACUGCCGUCCGGCGAGCUCUACAUCUACUCCCUGAUAGUGGCCGUAAAGGGCCAUGCUACAGUAUCCGCGCUGCGAUCGAUCAAACACCGAGUCGAUGCGCGGACGACAAUAUGUUUCCUGCAAAACGGCCUCGGACAGAUUGACGAGCUCAACCGGGAAGUUUUUACGGACCCCGAAACUCGCCCAACCUAUAUCCAGGGUGUGGUAUCCCACGGAGCGUAUAUGACUGAUCCCACAACAGUGGUUCAUGCUGGGUUCGGGACGAUAGCCUUAGGCAUCUGUCGGGACCGCGACCGAUAUCCCUUGCCGCCAAAGAGUUUCAAUGGAAACAUGUCGGAGCUGACUGAGAGUGAACGCAAAAGAUUCUUUCCUACAGACCGGGAACUGUUUGCGAAUCUUUCUUCUCGAUAUCUGCUCCGCUCCCUGACGAGGUCGCCAGUACUUGCCUGUACUGUCUUUCCAUAUCUUGAUCUUCUCCAGUUACAGCUGGAGAAGCUAUCUUCGAAUUGUGUGUUGAAUCCGUUGACUGCCUUGCUGGAUGUCCCCAAUGGGGCACUGUUAUACAACGAUGAGAUUGCGACCGUGCAGAGACUCUUGCUCGCUGAAAUCUCGCUGGUUAUUCGCGGCCUGCCUGAGCUCAAUGGCAUCCCUAACGUGCGAGGUCGAUUCUCGGCGACACGGCUGGAACAACUCUUUCGAGCAGUGACACAACGAACAGCGAGGAAUUCCAGCAGCAUGCGCGAAGACAUUCGCAAUGGCAAGAAACCAGAGAUUGACUACAUCAACGGGUAUAUUGUCAGAAGGGGCGAGGAGCAAGGCAUCAAAUGUGCGCUCAACUUUAUGCUGAUGCAGCUCAUCAAAAGCAAGCAUAUGUUCACCAAACCGGAGGAGACGGUCCCUUAUGCGACGAAACGAAUCAAAAUUGAGAGUGAUCCUGAAGGGCCAGGACCAAUCACUCUCAGCGAUGAGAGUACUCCACCGAGAGGCAGUCUUCAGUAG